UCAGAGCUUAAUACCCUUCUAUCCUCUCAAAAAUCCCCAAAUUUCUAGCCUACCCAAUCCUCUAAAAAAUCCAUGGCAACAACUUCCUCAAACACCAUGUUUGCUACCUCUUCUAAUCAAAUUCCCAUUUUCGAUGGAGAAUUGUACGAGUACUGGAGUGCCCAAAUGGAGCCAAUUUUCAUCUCUCAAGAUCUGUGGGAUAUAGUCCAAGAUGGCUAUGAAAGUCCGCAGGAAGAUGAUGAAGACUCGAAGAAACGAUCAGGCAAGCAGACAAAGGAGUACAAGGAGAAUGCCAAGCAAAAUGCCAGCGCCUUGAGAAUCAUUCAGCAAGCAGUGAGCAAAUCAAUUUACCCCAGAAUCUAUGGCAUCAAAAAGGCCAAAGAAGCUUGGGAUGUCUUGCGUGAACAAUUUCAAGGUUCUGAAAAGGCAAUCUCUAUCAGGCGCCAAAGUUUAUGGCGACAGUUCGACAACUUGAUGAUGAAGGAAACCGACACCAUCAAAGACUUCCAUUCGCGUGUGGCAGAGACAGUCAACCAAAUCAAAGCCACCGGUGAUGUCAUGGAAGAAAGAAAAAUUGUGGAGAGAAUUCUCCGCAGUUUAUCAUCAAAGUUCGAGCAUAUUGUUGCUGUCAUUGAAGAAACCAAAGAUCUGGCAAAUCUACCAAUGAGCGAGUUGAUGGGCUCACUUGUAGCACACGAGCAAAGAAUGAGCCGCUUCACCAAACCGCCAUUGGAGCAAGCUUUCUCGUCAAAAGUCAACAUGGCGGAAAGUAAAUAUGCCAAAUCGGAGCAAGGCCAGAGAGGGGGAAACUCACAAGGGAGAGGAAGAGGAAGAUCCAAUUACAGAGGAAACAACAGACAAAAUUAUCAACAACAAAGAUCGGGCUACACCGGCUCGAGUUGCAUAAUUUGCAAAAAGGCGGGUCAUGCAACAAAAGACUGCAGAUUCAAGUGCACCAAGUGCAAAAUUCAAAACCACUCCCAGAGAGAUUGCUGGUUCCAGAACAAGCAAGAAGAUGGCGAGUCAAGCGGCACCAAAAAUGAAGAAAGCAAUAUGGUGGCCUUGUCAUGCUUGUAUGGUGAGCAAAAAUCACAGCUUCCCUGGAUGGUGGAUAGUGGUUGCAGUAACCACAUGACUGGAGAUCUGGAGUCCUUCACCGACAUCGAUGACAAAUACCGCUCUCAAGUCAAAUUGGGAGACGGGAAGAAGCUAAAAGUGGAAGGAAAAGGCACAGUUAUUGUAUGCACAGAAGAAGGCAACAAAACUCUCAUUCGAGAUGUUUUGUAUGUUCCGGAGCUAACUCUCAAUCUACUUAGCGUGGGACAACUGAUGCAGAAAAAUUACAAGCUAUUGUUUGAUAAUGGCGUGUGCGAGAUUAUCAACAAAGCAGACAAUUUUAUGGUGGCCAAAGUCCCGAUGACUUCCAACAGAAUUUUCUCUCUUGCUAUGUCACAAAAUGGUGAAGUAGCAUUCAAGAGUGAAAAUCUGGAUCAAUCCUUCCUAUGGCAUCUCAGAUACGGUCAUCUCAACUUCAGAGGCCUCAAAUUGCUGAGGCAUAAAAAUAUGGUGGCGGGACUUCCCCAGAUCAACAGAGAAGAUAAAAUAUGUGAAGGAUGCAUAUAUGGCAAAAUGCAUCGUUUACCAUUUCCAAAGACAUCUUGGAGAGCAAAAGCGCCACUGGAGUUGGUACAUGCAGACAUAUGCGGUCCAACCCGAACACAAUCACUCAGCGGCAAAAGAUACUUUCUACUAUUUGUAGAUGACUUCACCAGAAUGAUGUGGGUAUUCUUUCUGGAGCAAAAGUCAGAAGCUUUUCCCAAGUUCCUUCAAUUCCAAGCAGUAGCUGAGAAGGAAAGCGGCCAUCAAAUCAAAACUCUCCGUACAGAUCGUGGAGGAGAAUUUAUUUAUACUCCGUUCAUGGAGUAUUGCCGCAACAACGGGAUAAAAAGGCAACUGACGGUCCGUUACACACCACAACAAAAUGGCGUGGCAGAACGGAAAAAUCGCACGAUUGUGGAGAUGGCGAGAAGUAUGCUCACAGCAAAGAAGCUUCCCAACAACUUGUGGGCAGAAGCGGUCAAUACAACAAUUUACAUCCUCAACAGAUCACCAACCAAAGCAGUUCGGAACAAGACACCGAUACAUGCGUGGCACCACAGGAGGCCACAGGUGAAUCACCUCAAAGUCUUUGGGUGCGUAGCUUAUGCACAUAUCUCUACCCCAAACCGAGACAAGUUUGACCAGAAGGGUGAGAAGCUAAUUUUUACCGGCUACAGUGAUGAAUCCAAAGGCUAUCGUCUUUACAACCCAGUAAAGAACGAGGUGGUGGUUUCCCGAGAUGUGAUCUUUGAUGAGAUGGCGGAGUGGAAUUGGGAAAAUCCAAUUUCUCAAUCUCCACCAAGUUAUGAAAUUCUGGAGGACUCAGCAACUCCAGAAGACCCCAGCAACGACCCAGAUCCAGUUGCUAGUCCAGAAAGAAAUUCUGCACCUAGCCCAGAAGGAGACAACUUCAGAGACGUCGUAACAGACUCGGAUUCACCUCCAUUGAGAACAAGGUCUUUGCGAGAAAUUUAUGAAACAAGUCAUGUGGCAUAUUUUUCUUGUGAGCCUCAAGUCUUUGAAGAAGCAACCAAAGAUGAAGUUUGGAAUGAGGCGAUGGAUGCAGAAAUUUCCAUGAUCGAGAAAAACAAGACAUGGGAGCUUGUUGAUCAACCGGAGGACAAGCCGGUUAUAGGUCUCAAAUGGAUCUAUAAGAUCAAAUUCAAUGAAGAUGGUACUAUCCAGAAGUACAAAGCUCGACUGGUGGCAAAGGGCUAUUCACAGCAGCCCGGUAUUGAUUUUCACGAGACAUAUGCACCAGUAGCAAGGAUGGAGACCAUCAGAACAGUUCUCGCUCUAGCUGCUCAACUGGAGUUACCAGUAUACCAGUUGGAUGUCAAAUCAGCAUUUCUGAAUGGAGAACUGGAAGAAGAAGUCUAUGUGGAACAACCACGAGGCUAUGAGAAGAAAGGAGAAGAAGACAAAGUCUAUCGUCUCCGAAAGGCUUUAUACGGGCUGAAGCAAGCACCGAGAGCUUGGAAUAGCAGAAUUGAUCGAUAUUUUCAGCAAAACGGAUUUCAAAGAAGUCCGAGUGAAGCAUCUCUCUACAUCAAAAAGGGAGAAGGAAAAGAUUUUCUAAUGGUUUGUUUGUAUGUUGAUGACUUGAUUUACACAGGAACAAGUCAGCGGAUGAUUGAAGAAUUCAAAAGUGCCAUGAUGAAAGAAUUCGAGAUGACGGACUUGGGACUCAUGAAGUAUUUCCUUGGGAUCCAAGUGAAGCAGUCACCUGGAGAAAUAUUUAUUUCACAGGAGAAGUACACCGAAGAUAUGCUGAAAAGAUUUCACAUGGCAACGUGCAAACCAAUCUCAACACCGAUGACGUUAAACGAGAAAUUACAACGCAAUGAUGGAGCUGAAAACGUCGAUGGAAAGCUGUACAGAAGUCUUGUCGGGUCACUCAUUUACCUGACACAUACCAGGCCGGAUAUAUGUCAUUCAGUAAGUCUUAUAUCAAGAUUUAUGAAUGAACCUAGCAAACUUCAUUUUGCAGCAGCCAAAAGAAUUUUGCGGUAUCUUCAAGGUACUAAAAAAUUGGGCCUGACGUACAAGAAAGAAGCAGAAAGCAAGCUGACUGGAUAUACCGAUAGUGACUGGGCAGGAUCACUGGAUGAUCGAAAAAGCACAUCGGGGUACAUAUUCUGUUUGGGUUCAAAACCCAUUUCCUGGAGUUCAAAGAAGCAGAAGACUGUGGCAUUAUCUUCAGCGGAAGCAGAAUAUAUCGCAGCUACUGAUGCAGCAUGCGAAGCGGUAUGGCUAAAAAGAUUAAUUUCUGAUUUGCAGCAAAAUGAAAAUGGUCCAACCAUUAUUCAUUGUGACAACAUGUCAGCCAUAGCCAUGACAAAGAAUCCAGUAUUUCACGCAAGAUCGAAGCAUAUCGAGUUGCGUCAUCAUUUCAUCCGAGACCUCGUCAAUGAAGGGCUAAUCGUGAUGGAAUUUAUCAACACCGAUGACCAGCCAGCAGAUAUCUUGACAAAGGCGGUCACCCGUGAGAAGUUCGAGAAAUUCAAGCAGGUACUUCAAAUUGCAAAUUAAGAGGGGGUGUUGAUUGGUAAUUUGCAAUUAAAAAAUAUAAUAAUAAAUAAAUAAAAGGUGGAAGGUUCCAAGCUUGGUACAGGAACACUACAUAAUUCAGCCUACCUAAGUUGACAAACUUCACAUGGAGGAGUGCUUUACCAACAGGACAUUGAUAAGAAAAGCCACCUAAUGUAUUUAUACUAGAGACAUGGCAUGCUUGGGAGAUUCUCAAAUAUCAUCAUGUCUCCAAUCCCAUCUGUGAAAGAAGAAAAAGAAGGCAAGAGUUAAUGCAUGGGCCAAUGGAAUUAAAUUUGUGUUUCCAUCUUCCACAAGUGGCAACGUGGGUGGAGGAAAUAGAUGGCCAUUUGUAUUAAUUGUAGUAUUAGUUUCUCUUUCAAUUGCAAUUAUAUAUAUGUAUGAAAUGAUAUGGGAUGGGUAGAGAAGAGAGUGUCAGAGAGACAUAAAAAAAGAAAGAAUGGAGUCUCUGUAUCUAUGUGAGUUGUAAGAACAAGUGCCAAAAAUUAAGGCCUUGUUUGUUUGAGUGUUUAUUAAAUUGAGUGAUUAAACACCAUUGUUUCCUUUGUGUUGAUCCUAAUUUCUACCACAAUUCCGCUAAUCCCCAACAGAUGGAACUGGGAACCACUGUAGUGAAAAAACGGUAAUCAAAGCUUCAGAGGCGCAUACAAAGAUUAGAUCGAGAACGUUUUCUUGGCUUUUACCCUUCAAAAAUGGUAAAGGAACCAGAGUCUCUGAUCUAGCUCCAGUACUACGAAAAUGGACACUAAUUUCGUCCUUCUUCAGUUGCUGUCAAGACAAGAAGAGCUGAAUAAACCAGAAACGUGGUACUGUCCCCCACCAAAAGCUUCAUUCGGCUUGGAGUUAGGUUUGGUGAGCUGUACUACGUGAUAGGGUCUCCCAACGAUGAGACCUUUUCAAAUGUGAAACAGCUUCUGAUGCUGUCUACGUAAUGGCGACUACUGGAGCUUUCUUUUUCCGUUUUCCCAGGCUCAUGUUUUGCCACCGCAGCUGCCUGCUUGCAUUAGAAUUCUCCAUCUCCUGCUUAAAACACAAGCAAAUCUCUUUUUAGAAUUCUUUUCCUACUUUUAUUCAUCGGGUCAAAAACGAGAAUUGUAAAACUGUACCAUACUAGUAAAACUCAUAUACCAAUUUGGACAGGUUUUUCCGGUAGUUCACCGGAGGUUUACCUGGUAAUUUCACAAACAUUGGUAAAAAGUAAAAACAAUAAGAUAGGAUAAAUGCCACAUUUGGUCAUUGAGAUUACUAAAAUCGUGUCAUGUUCAGUCAUUAGAAAAAUUUAAUAUCAAUUUUGGUUACUCGAAUUAUUGAAACAAGUCACAUUUAGUCACUCUCCUGUUAGCCUCCGUCCAACUUCGGUUACUAGAAUUACUGAAACAUGUCACAUUUAGUCACUCGAAUUACUAAAAUAUGACACAUUUAGUCACUCUCCCAUUAGUUUUACGUUGAACUCCAUUAAUGGAGUUGGACAGAAACUAAUGGUAGAAUGACUAAAUUUAACUUGUUUCAAUAAUUCGAGUGACUAAAAUUGAUAUUAAUUUUUUUUCGGUGAUUGAUAUUAAAAUUUUCUAGUGACUAAACAUGACACGAUCUAGUAACUUCAGUGACCAAAUGUGGCAUUUACCCCAAUAAAUAAGAUAGUACAUUAAAUUAAGUGCAUGAUGUAGGAGGAAAUUUUCUUUUGAUAAGGCAACAGACUAAGGCAGUCCCCAAAACAACGAAUAAACAGGUUUCUGACUU
Messenger RNA from Linum trigynum, 5889 nucleotides. Lineage: Eukaryota; Viridiplantae; Streptophyta; Magnoliopsida; Malpighiales; Linaceae. The record is from the annotation of a GenBank genome assembly.